GUCCGUGACGCCUCCGGAAGGAACGCCCGGGCCAAGAUGGCUGCCAAGACGGGGCCCGGAAGUGCUAACUCCUCCGGCUGUGCCGGGGCCAUGGAGAGGGUUCUACCUAUGCUGCUGGUGCAGAUCCCUGCCGAGGAGACGGCGCAGCUGGGAUCGCAGGCGCAGCUGCACCGCGAUCAGGAGGCCCUGGGGAGCCUGACCGCUGCGGGCAAUCUCCGAGUGCUCUCCCUGGCGCCGGGCAGUAGGGGUGGAAGCAGCUGCUGCCUCCACGGCCCCUUUAGACACUUCGUAUGGGAGGAGUCUCACAGCAGCACAUCAACAGACAAGCCCAGACUUCUCGCUGCCAGAGAAGACUAUGAACUGCGCCUGUAUGAGUUUGACUUGAAAGACGGAAGGUGUGACGCAGCCUUAUUGCACAGCUGCUGUGGGGGGACACUGCGAAAGCUCAUUGAAGAUCAAGACGUCAGCAUUUCCUUCAAGUCCUUGAGAAUUCUGUCAUUUUACAGCAACACGUCAUUACUGCUCAUCAAUAGAUGUCUCCUCCUACGCACUGUAUUUCCAGGUAGAGAGUCUGGGUUGAGAGCGCUGGACUGCCUCUUGCUGCCCUUGCCUGCACAGACGGUGGACAGUGUUAUUGACGUACAGCUCUGCAGGAGGUUUCUGUUUGUUCUGAGUACGCUUGGCUGGAUCUAUGUUUUUGACACUGUGACCGGCAUGCAUGUAGCUCGAGUGGACUUGGCUCUUCUUCAAGAAGAUCCUGAGCAGCAGGAGCCAGCCGCCAUUUCUUCCUUUACAUCAUUGAAAGUGUCCCAGGACUUAGAUGUUUUGGUGCUUGUCACCUCAUCUAAUACUGCAGUUGCUCUUAACCUAAAUUUGUAUUUCAGGCAACACCCAGGACACCUACUGUGUAAAGGAUCCCUGGAAGACCUUCCUCUUGAAGGGCCUAUGGGAAUAGACGAAGAUGACCUUGCUAACUCUAUGUACAACGUGAGACUGACAAAGGCGUCCUUUCAAGUUGAUAGGUCUUGGAGGGCCCAGCUGUCAUCCCUGAAUGAAACAAUGAGAAGCUCGAAACCAGAGGUUUCCUAUUGUGCUCCGUGGUUCCAGGGCGUUUUGCAUUCAGAGUCCCCAGGAUCUGGUAACCAUACUCCUAUUGGGCCAAACCACGUUUUCAUCCCAGGGGAUGUCACGCGUGGCCAGUGUGCUUUCCCGCAGAAGGAAUACAUCAAGAUCAGUGACCCAAGGAGAUUGUGCGAGACAGUGCACCCAAGUGAACAAGAGCAGCCCUCAGAGCUCAGGUGUCUGUCUGUGACAGGAUUCACUGCCCUGUUUACUUGGGCAGUAGGAGGGACCAGCUGCACCGUCAUCCUCUGGGACCUGGAGACCCAGAGCACGCAGUGUUGUUCUCUUAGCCAGAGGUGUACGCCUGUAGACAGCGGCGGAGACCAGCAGCUGUGCCUCAUUUUGACAGAAAAUGGUCUCUCCCUGAUUUUGUUUGGUUUAACUCAAGAGGAGUUUCUGAACAGACUGAUGAUCCACGGAAGUGCCAGCACUGUGGACUCCCUUUGCCACCUCAACGGCUGGGGACGCUGCUCCAUCCCUAUACAUGCUCUAGAGGCUGGCAUAGAAAACCGUCAGCUGGACACAGUAGAUUUCUUCUUGAAGAGCAAGGAAAAUCUUCUCACUCCGUCUUCAAAAUCUCCUGCUCCUGAUCAGCUGCACCACUUUUCAUCCCAUUCAUAUUUAAAACAGGUGGAAGAGAUGACACCAGCCCUGGAUUUACUUUGCUCAGCAAUUAGAGAGAGUGACUCUGAGACCCAGAGCAAACACUUUGCAGAGCAGCUGCUUCACCUCACCCUGUCCUUCCUCAACAAACAAAUAAAGGAGCUUUUCCUUUACAAUGAAGAGCUAGACGGGCAUCUACAGAAAGGAGUGGACGUUUGGACCAGCUACAUCAAUGAACUUCGGACUUUUAUGAUAAAGUUUCCUUGGAAGCCGGCAGAAGCCAUAGAUGAGUAUGCUGUGAAUGAAGAUGUCCUCACAGUAAUGGAGGGUGAAAUUUGGGAGAAACUCAGCUUUGAGGAAGUUAUUGCCGACGCCAUUUUAAAUAACAGAAUCCCAGAGGCGCAGGCUUUCUUCAGGGCUACCGGCCAUUCUGCUCAGCGGCUGGAGGAGCUGGUUAGGAUAGGCCUGGAUCUGGCGUUUGACAGUUUGAAAAAGAGCAACGUAAAAAAAGCCUCCACACUCUUGAGGAACAUGGGCUUCAAUGUGGAAGAUGAGUUGCUCAAGAUAUGCUUUUUUACAACUGAUAAAAGUCUACGGGACUUUUUGGUUGAAAUUUUAAAAGAAAAAGAAUGUUUUUCUGAAAAAGAAAGAAGAACUGUAGACUUUGUUCAUCAAGUUGAAAAGCUUUAUUCAGGACACUUCCUGGAAAAUGUGCAGACACAGUCCUUCCCCAGGUACUGGAUAAAGGAACAAGACUGUUUGAAGCCCAAGUCUGUCUUGGACACAUUCCUCAAACAUGAUCCAAAAGAUGAGUUUAACAAACAGGACCAUAGAAUUGCACUGAAUUGGGCGCACUGGUGGGACCAACAGACACAGGAACGUAUCCUUCUCCCCAGGCUGAGUCCAGAAGAAUACAAAGCGCGUUCCCCAGAAGCCCUGUGGAGACACCUCACGGCUCGCCAUGACUGGUCAAGCAUUAGCUUGUGGCUGGAAGAAUUUCAGAACCAGGAAAGUGUGUCACCUCAGCAGAAGAAGUGGCCCCGUCUGAGUGUUGAUGUCAUUGAUCAGAACACUUGCUGCAACAAUUCCAUGAGGAAUGAGAUUUUAGACAAGCUGGCCAGAAGUGGAGUUUUUCUUGCAUCUGAACUGGAAGACUUCGAACUCUUCCUCCUGAGACUGAGCCGGAUUGGGGGUGUAAUGCAAGGCACCCUGCCCGUGCAAAGCUACAGCUCCUCGCAAGGGUGGGACUUUGAUUCCCGCUUUAUCCUCUACUGCUUGGAGCACGGCCUGCAGCAUCUUCUGUACGUCUACCUCGACUAUCACAAACUUAGUCCUGGAAAUUGUCCUUUUUUGGGAAAGAAAGAACUACAUGAAGCUCACCCUUGGCUUGAAUUUUUGGUUCAGUGUCGGCAAGUUUCCAGUAACUUAACAGAUCCCAGACUGAUCUUCCAGGCUAGCCUUGCAAAUGCUCAGAUUCUCAUCCCCACCAACCAGGCCAGCGUGAGCAGUAUGCUGCUGGAAGGGCACACCCUCCUGGCCCUCGCAACUACCAUGUACGCUCCUGGGGGUGUCAGCCAGGUCGUUCAGAAUGAAGAGACAGAGAACUGUUUGAAGAAAGUGGACCCCCAGCUGCUGAAGAUGGCCUUAGCACCCUACCCAAAGCUCAAAGCUGCCCUCUUCCCACAGUGCACUGCUCCUAGUGUCCUGCCCUCUGACGUUACGCUCUACCACCUCAUUCAGUCCUUGCCACCCUUUGAUCCUAGCAGAUUGUUUGGCUGGCAGUCUGCCAACACACUAGCAAUAGGAGACACAGCCAGUCAGCUCCCACACUUUUCCAGCCCUGACCUGGUGAAUAAAUACGCAGUAAUGGAAUGUCUGAAUUAUGCGUACUAUUUACAUCAUGGACGCCCAUCAUUUGCCUUUGGUACUUUCCUGGUCCAGGAGUUACUCAAGAGUAAGACUCCCAAGCAACUGAUCCAGCAAGUUGGCAAGGAGGCCUAUACCUUAGGGCUCUCCUGCUUCCACAGCCCUUCCGUCGGGGCCGCCUGCGUUUGCUUCUUGGAGUUGCUCGGCCUUGGCAGCCUCAAGCUCAGGGUGGACAUGAAAACAGCAAAUGUAAUUUUGAGCUACAAGUGUAGAAAUGAAAACGUUAACCCCAGCUUCCUCAGAGAGUCUCUAGCCGAGAAGCUGUCUAAGCUUGCUGAUGGUGACAAGGCAACUGCAGAAGAGUUGCUCCUUCUUUUGGAAGAAGGCGUGUGGAACAGCAUUGAACAGCAGGGUUUCAGCAGGUUGUCCAGUGAAUCCAGCAGCCAGUGGGCAUUAGUGCUACAGUUCUGCACCCUGCAUGAGCUGAGGCUGAGCAUGUCCUACCUUAGGGAAUGUGCCAAAGCAAAUGACUGGCUGCAGUUCCUGGUCCACAGCCAGCUCCAUAACCACCACCCGCAAGAGGUGGAGUCUCUUCUUCAGGACUUCAGUCCAGUUCUUCAGAGCCACUUGAAACUGGCUUUUGAGAAACUGUCAUCGGGGUCUACCUCCCGAGUGGAUGGCGAUCAGGACCCCCCAUACCCCCAGGAAUGCCAGAGAAACAGAGAAGAAACGAGUGAUUUCUUUGAAAUUCUCAACCGGUGCUCCAAAGAGUCAGCCUCUUGGUGCUGGCUCCUAGCUGAAGCAGUGAAACAGCGGGCUCCCAUCCUCAGUGUUCUGGCCUCAUGUCUCCAGGGUGCCAGUGCUGUUCCCUGUCUCUGUGUUUGGAUUGUCACCUCUGUGGAGGACAAGGUUGCAGCUGAAGCCAUGAGACACAUCCAGGUCCCUGUGGAGGAUCAUCCAUGGGGCCUGGAGGACCUGUCAAUCAUCUGGAGAACUGUACUGACAAGGCGGAAGAGCCACACUCUCAUCCGAGGUUUCCGACUUUUCAUUAAGGACUCCCCACUGGUGUUGAUUACGGAGAUGUACGAACUGUGUAUGUUCUUCAAGGAUUAUGAGAAAGCCAAAGUCAAGCUCGCGCAGUUCCAGAAAAGCCUGGCAACGCUUGACACAGCGGCGACAAAGGUCCUUCCUGUCAUACCUGCCACGUGGAUGAAGGAUCAGGUGUGUUUCCUUCUGAAACUCAUGCCACAGCAGUGUGAGACGCAGUAUGAGCUGCGGAAGCUGCUCCAGCUGUUCGCCAGGACUGAGCAUCUUUUCCCUGAUGACGGUCCAGACGUGCAGAAGCUAAGUGUCCUCAGCCAAGUCCUGAAGGACACAGCUGUCGCUAUCAGCCCCACAGUUUUCUCCAGCUACAGCACUGAGACUUUUCAGCGUGAGUGUAGAUCUAUUUUGGAGAAGCUAAAGGCAGACGGGCAGUUCGCUGUGGCCAGAAGAGUGGCAGAGCUGGCAGCCUUACCUGUGGACAGCUUAAUGAUUGAACAGUUAAUCCAGGAAAUGCAGGCCCUAACACACACUCAGCAAUGGUCCCUGAAACAUGCAAGAAUUGACUUCUGGAAAAAAUGCCAUGAAAAGUUUAAGAAGAACUCCGUUUCAAACAGGGCAGCCUCUUCCUUCUUCUCCAGCCGGGCCCCUGCGGCAAGUGAGGCCCCCACUGAACAGGGCCGCCUUGAGGAGCGCCACCUGCUGCUCACCCUGGCGGGCCACUGGCUUGCCCGAGAAGAGCCGGUUCCGGUGGAGGAGCUGGAGGAACUGGAGAAGCAGAUUUGGAUCUGCCGCAUCACCCAGCACACCCUCGGAGGGGAUGCAGAGGGAGCCAAGCCCCGCCUCCCUCAACAGACAUCAGCUGCCGCUGAAGUCUCUCUUGAUAGCUUGGCCAGCGAGUUUUCCUUCUCCAAGCUUGCCGCUCUGAACACAUCCAAAUACUUAGACCUUAAUGGUCUUCCAUCCCAAGAGACAUGCGAGAGCGGACUGGACCGGAAGAAGCAGGCGGCACUGAACGUUUUAAUUGGACACCUGCUAGAUGGUGGCUGCGUGCAUGAAGCCAGCAGAGUGUGCCGCUAUUUCCACUUCUACAGUCAGGACGUCGCGCUCGUGUUGCACUGCAGGGCCUUGGCCUCCGGAGAGACCAGCGUGGAAGACCUGCACUCGGAGAUCCGAGCUCUCCUCCCAAGUGCCGCGCUGCCCGAGGACCUGGAAAGCCCUAGCGUCCCUCUUCGCAAAGUCCAUAGCACUUCAAGUUUGGAGAGUCAGUCAUUUGUGAUGGCACCACCCACAGAUGAAGUGGCAAAGAAUCUCCAGGCUCUCACAAGCAAGUGCCUCCAUGGGAAGAACUGCUGCAGGCAGGUCCUCUGUCUGUAUGAACUUGCCAAGGAAUUGGGCUGUUCCUAUGCAGAUGUUGCUGCCAGGGACAGUGAAGCUAUGCUCCGAGCAAUCUUGGCUUCUCAGCGCCCUGACCGAUGCAGACAAGCCCAGGUCUUCAUUAGCACCCAGGGCCUUGAGCCAGACACUGUGGCUGAACUAGUGGCUGAAGAGGUGACACGAGAGCUACUGACCGCAUCAGAGGGAACAGGAAAAAAGCAGCCUUUCAGCCCGGCAGAGGAAAGCCAGACAUUUCUUCAGCUAACUGCUCUCUGUCAAGACCGCACAUUGGUAGGCAUGAAGUUGUUGGACAGGAUUCCCUCUGUCCCCCACGGGGAGCUGGCUUGCACCACAGAGCUGCUGAUCCUGGCUCAUCACUGCUUCACCUUUACAUGCCACAUGGAAGGCAUCAUCAGGGUCCUGCAGGCUGCCCGGAUGCUUACAGAUAACCACCUGGCUCCUAGCGAGGAAUAUGGACUGAUGGUACGGCUCCUCACCGGCAUUGGAAGGUACAAUGAGAUGACAUAUAUAUUUGACUUGCUGCACCAAAAGCACUAUUUUGAAGUUCUGAUGAGGAAGAAGCUAGAUCCGAGUGGUACCCUGAAGACAGCCCUACUAGACUACAUCAAACGCUGCCGCCCCGGAGACAGCGAGAAACACAAUAUGAUUGCCCUGUGCUUCAGCAUGUGCCGGGAGAUAGGGGAGAACCAUGAGGCAGCAGCCUGCACCCAACUGAAGCUGAUUGAGUCUCGGCCCUGGGAGGAAAACCUCAAGGAUGGAGCGCAACUAAAACAGCUCUUGCUUAAAGCCCUGACUCUGAUGCUGGACGCAGCGGAGAGCUAUGCCAAGGACUCCUGUGUGCGACAGGCCCUGCACUGUAAUCGACUCACCAAGUUGAUAACACUACAGAUUCACUUUCUGAACAGCGGCCAGAACACCAUGCUUAUCAACUUAGGCCACCAGAAGCUAAUGGACUGCAUCAUGGCCCUGCCGCGGUUCUACCAGGCUUCUAUUGUAGCCGAGGCCUAUGACUUUGUUCCUGACUGGGCCGAAGUUCUCUACCAACAAGUGAUUCUUAAAGGAGACUUUAAUUACUUGGAAGAAUUUAAGCAACAGAAGUUACUAAGACCCAAUAUAUUUGAGGACAUUUCCAAGAAAUAUAAACAACACCAGCCUACCGACAGGGUCACAGAAAACCUGAAGAAGUUACUCUCAUACUGUGAAGAUAUUUAUCUGUAUUACAAGUUGGCAUAUGAACACAAGUUUUUUGAAAUUGUAAAUAUGCUUCUGAAGGACCCUCAAACAGGAUGCUGUCUUAAAGAUAUGCUCGCAGGUUAGAAGAUCUGGAAGGUGCCUGGUUGCGUAUUUGUACCUCUACAGCUCUAAGGGCCGUUCCGU
Molecule: messenger RNA, 7407 nt
Organism: Acomys russatus (golden spiny mouse)
Lineage: Eukaryota; Metazoa; Chordata; Mammalia; Rodentia; Muridae
Gene: Spg11
Product: SPG11 vesicle trafficking associated, spatacsin
Exons: 40
Coding region: 37-7347 (2436 amino acids)
Biological process (GO): axon extension; axo-dendritic transport; synaptic vesicle transport
Cellular component (GO): dendrite; synapse; cytoplasm
Source: RefSeq, a predicted model, not a curated record